CCACAAGGUGCAGUCAAUUUUUGAACUAAACUCAACAACAUACAAGAGUCGCCUUCGCAUAAAAUAUAAAAAACAAAUAUGAAGUACAUUGUAUUGGCCCUUUUCCUCUGUCUGCUGGCUGUGGCUCUGGUCAACGCGGUGCCCGUCGAUGAGACUCUCCAGGGUGACAACUUCUUUGGACAGUCGGAUGUGCACAAUCCCCACGAUCCUCAGGCCAUCUUCAAGCUGAAGAAGCUUAAAAAACUACUGCUCGGUUAAGGUCACAGGGCAUCCUCAUCAAUUAUGUUGACUCUAGUUAUCACACACACACACAUACAUAGACGCACAACAAACUGGGAAUGUCACCCCGCUCUUUGCUAUCGCCUAGGCAUUGCGCUGCAUUUAACCCCUAACUUUAAGAUAAAUACAAUUCAAUGAAACUUACAGCAUUUAAAUAAAUUUAACUCUCUACAAGAAGACAAGGACUAUCAUAAACAGAGAAGUAAAACGAAACUAAAA
Drosophila innubila is the source of this 498-nucleotide messenger RNA. RefSeq lists its product as uncharacterized. The transcript has 2 exons. The record is from RefSeq and is a predicted model, not a curated record. Bases 79 to 258 code for a protein of 59 amino acids. NCBI's taxonomy places the organism in Eukaryota, Metazoa, Arthropoda, Insecta, Diptera, Drosophilidae.